Pistacia vera is the source of this 762-nucleotide messenger RNA. RefSeq lists its product as uncharacterized. The transcript has 2 exons. NCBI's taxonomy places the organism in Eukaryota, Viridiplantae, Streptophyta, Magnoliopsida, Sapindales, Anacardiaceae. The record is from RefSeq and is a predicted model, not a curated record. The coding region runs from base 74 to 628 and encodes 184 amino acids.
AAUCCUCUUAAAAAGUUUCACACUCAGACUCAAAAGCAAACAAGUAACAACAUAACACGCAGCAAAUCAAACAAUGAAAUACCAAGAAGAAGAAGAAGAAGAAGAAGAAAGGCUCAUUACAACUACAGCUAAAGUGAUCGAGUACUUAGAGCCAUUGAUGUCUCGAGAUCUCCUGUGCAAGUUCCCCGACAACUCGGCUUUCGACUUUGACUACUCACAGAGCUCACUCUGGUCUCCUUUGGUCCCUCGUCCGUACAGACCCAUGGGCCUUGACUUGGUGACUCCAUUAAAGUUCUCGUAUGAUGAUUUCGGAGGUGGGUUUGAGUUGGAGAAGAAGAUGCGGAAUCACAGCGCCCAGAAAAUUGGUUUUGGUACCUUUUUCAAGAAGAAACUCAACAUUAAUGUCGAUCUUUUGAAGCAGACAAUGAAGAAGAAGAAGAAGAAAAUGGUGAAUGUUAUGGCCUCUGAAUUCUCUCCCGCUUCUGUUAAAGGCUCUUGUGUUCCCAUCAGCUCUAAGAAAUGGAGUAAGAUGCUGAAAGCUGCAUCGAAACAUUUUAAGAAGACGAAGACGAAGAAGAAGAGGGAUCCUGCAGUUCAUGUCAAAAUUUCCAGCUGUUUAAGAGAUUGAAACCAUUUCUCAAAUUUCUUGCAGUUAAAUUGUAUUUGUUUGGUGGAUUUAUUGUAUUCUUUGUUCAUUCCCUGAAAAUAUGGAAGAAUUUUCAGAAUAUUUUUUGCAAAAUUAAAAAUUGAUGACAAAUCAUC